AUGGCUUUCUAUGGCUUCAAGGGAGAUGUCGAUGAGUGUUACUGGACUCCUUAUAUGAGCAGUACUUGUGAUUAUGAUGCUCUUCUUCCACCUCCAGCUUCAUUAGCAUAUUCUUCAUAUGAGGUGAAUGAGCCAAGAUUAUAUUCUUACAAUUUCUUUGAUUCUUAUGCCACUCAACCAGUACAGAACUACUCUGUGCAUAGUUUUUCUGAACCGAGGCUUAUCCAAUAUGAGCCACCUCCCUCCUAUGGUGUUGAUUCCUUUUAUUCUCGGACAAAUUACACAGUCUCUUACUCCACCUUAGAGUUUAACGAGCCUGAGUGGGAUGAAUAUGAUCCAACACCUUAUGGUGGCGGCUAUGAUCAAACUCAAACCUAUGGCAAACCUCUUCCUCCCUCAGAUGCAAUCUGUUAUCCUCGUUCCACCCCACAACCAAAUGGUGAAUUGUUGGGCGGCUUUUCAUAUGCAUCCAUUCCUUCAGCUUAUGGAGAAAAAGAUGACCAUUCAACGAAGCCUGAUGAUGGACGCAAGCCUACUGACACCAAAGAGCAAGAGCAAGAAUCCCUUGAUGGUGAUGCAGAUACUGUUACCGAGGGAACUGAUGACAAUGUUAAGGACGACGACGAUCUUGGGAAACCUCUGGAGGAAAAACUUGGUGAUGUUGAUGGGAAAUUGCCGGAGCGAGAACCCCGGGAUUUUGAUGAAAUUCCUUCAUCUGAUUAUGGAAGAAACGGUGGAUAUGGUCAUGAAUGGAACAAGCAAGUACCAUAUAUUCCGUAUGGUUCUGGUUUGGAAUCUCUGGACCUUUGUGAAAGUAUAUUCGGUUAUUGGCCCUGCUUAGCCAAAAUCGAACGGCAGCAGAAAUGUCCAGUUUGUGAUGAAGCAAACAGAAAUGACCCCUGGAAAAGCACAGCAGAUUAUCUUUUCGGAAGUCCCUAUGGAUAUGGUGAGCAACAGGAUGGAGGUAGUGGAAAUUAUUAUGAUAGAAGCGGAAGUUAUUAUCAGUAUCAACAUCAGUACCUACAGCAAUGA
Molecule: messenger RNA, 1032 nt
Organism: Coffea arabica (coffee)
Lineage: Eukaryota; Viridiplantae; Streptophyta; Magnoliopsida; Gentianales; Rubiaceae
Biological process (GO): protein phosphorylation
Molecular function (GO): phosphatidic acid binding; protein serine/threonine kinase activity
Source: RefSeq, a predicted model, not a curated record